This is a messenger RNA of Chrysemys picta bellii (western painted turtle), 2068 nucleotides long. The record is from RefSeq and is a predicted model, not a curated record. Lineage: Eukaryota; Metazoa; Chordata; Testudines; Emydidae.
UUGUGCCCCCCCAACCCCCCCACAUGGAGUAACUUGGAGGCGAAUCUGGCUCCCGGGGUCUGACGAAGCAGAGAGGAACCGUCCCCUGGUUCAAUGUCCUGGUUCAAUGAGCCCCCCCAAGGCCAAAUGAUGGAUGGACUGAAUUGGGGCAGGGGGGAGGUGGGGGCUGUGUCUCCUCUGUUUAACUCCUGUCUCUUGUUAAAAGCAGGGCAUGAAUUUCUCAAACCCACCAUCUGGGUGAGACCCAGCAGGGUGGUGGCACUUGGGGGAAGCGUCACCAUUCGCUGUGCGGGUUUGUACCCGGGCAUGGAGUUCUUUCUGCGUAAAGCUGGACAACCGAACCCGCAGGUGCGGACGGUGCCUGAUGGGACCGUGGCUGAAUUUCCCAUCCCCAGUGUCAGCCGGGAAGAUGGAGGGAGCUACACCUGCGAAUAUCGCUCCAAAACGGAUCAGAGUCGCUCAUCGCAUCCCAGUGACUCCAUUGAGAUCAUUGUAGGAGAGCCCAGCUUCCCCAAACCCAGCAUCUACCUAAGACCCAGCGGGGGGGUCUCCCUGGGGGGAAACGUGAGCGUCUGGUGUCAGGGGCAGCGCCGGGGCGUGCGGUUCGUGCUGAAUAAAGAGCGACGCCAUUUCCCACCUGUGGAUACGGACGAGUUUGAGGUUGUGUUUCCCAUCAGCAACGUUCGCUGGGAGCACGGCGGGAGCUACAGCUGCUCCUAUCACAGCAGAUCUAAGCUGUUCAACGUGUCGUACCCCAGCGACCCCGUGGAGCUGGUGGUGAGAGAUCCCAACUUACCCAGACCCUCCAUCUCUCUGAGCCCCACUGGGGUCACUGCCCCAGGGGCAGAUGCCACCAUCCGGUGUCAGGGGCAGCGCCGGGACGUGACGUUCUUCCUGCACAAGGCUGGAGACCUGAACCCGCCGCGACACAUGGAGCCUGCUGGGGAUGGGGCCGAGUUCCACAUCCCCACCGUGGGCCAGCAGCACGGAGGGAGCUACAGCUGCAGCUACCGGAACCGAUCAGAGCCCUUCAUCUCCUCGCAGCCCAGCGACCCCGUGCAGCUGGUGGUAGCAGGUGAGGGGCCCGGCUCGACGUCCCCACUCCCAGCCCCACACCCAGCCGGACCCUCGCAGGGGGCUCCAUGCUGAUGGGAUGCUCAGAGCCAGGCUCUGUCCUGAGCUCUGGGCCCAGCAGAGGGACGCCCGGCUGCGGAGCGGAGACGGCACAGGUGACCGGUAUAAUAUGGAGCUGCUGCCGAGAGACGCUGGGCUGGUGUCGGGGGCUGGGGGCUGCUCAGGCCUAGCACAGGGCUGGGGUCGCUCGGCAUAGCAUGGCUGGGGCUCAGGUCAGUUGGCUAAUGGGGCUGACCCGGGACUGGGGCCGGACUGGGGUUGCUCUGGUGGCAGGGGUUGGGCUCGGGGUUCUAGCUGGCCUGGGGGCAGGGAAGGGGGCCCCCUCGGCCAGUUAAACAGGCUCAUUCUGCUCAAGGAGCCGCUUCCAUGGGGGAGCCACAAAGGGCUGGGGCUGGGUGGGGAGAAUGGCUGGUGUUACUAGGGGUAUGUGGGGCCCAGACACCGGGAGAGAGACACCAGCAGCCAGCGAGGUAGAAACCUGCACCAGCAAUGUAGGGAUCCUGCGAGCGGGGAGCCAGUGGAAAGGGACCUGGUGGCCUAGUUGUGUCAUCGAAGGGGCCAGGCAGAGAACGGCAGGGAGAAAGUCCUGUUGAGAAGGCACAGAGAUGGCAGGAACAGGAGGAGGCAGACAGAGGAAAGAGAGAGGCAUGAGGGGGAAAGUUAGAGGAAGAACCAGGCUGUGAAACACAAAGAAAAAAGAGUCUCUAAGUUACAAAGCAAUUGUUAGAAAACCGCAGGAGAAGUAAAGCACGAAUGAAACGUGACAGAAACCAGCUGUGAGCAAAGAGAAACGGGCUGAAGAAAUGAGGAGGAAGUGAGCUGUAGUGAAAGUAAAACUAAUAGUGCGGACAAAACGUCCACCCAGCACCUUCAGGGGCAGUGACAGGAGGAAAGAAAUUGUCCAAGAGCAAAGGGACUAUAGAAAAAGCAGCGG